ACUUUUAGUAAAACCUAAAACUGAAAUAUCGUUGCAGUGGAGCAUGGCAUGUUCAGCUUCAACACAACUUCCAUAGCUACUGGGUGACAUUCAUAUAUAUAUAUAUAUUGUUGCGUUCAUAUGUUUGAUGCACUUCCUGCUCUCGCGGAAGUGACGAACGUAUGCGUAAACUCGAGCAAAAACAUGCACAUGUGAGAGCUGCGUGGCGAGUAACCAACAUUUACUUCAAAUACACUUCACUGUCGACGUGAAGAAAGAACUAGGGCGCGAAGUAUGAAUGAGCAGGGACACUAUCCUCCACCAGACUUCGGCUGUCCGCCUCCAAAUACCAUCCAACAUUUUCAGCAGAAGCCGCACGCGAGCAGCUUCCACCCCGGCAUGUGGAGCUGGGGCGAGACGUCCUCCGAGCCCCCCAGGGACUACAGCGGCCAGGCGGGAUGGCACCACGGGACAACGGCAGAGUUUGGACAGAAACGUCCACACGGUCAAAACUUUGGUCGCGAAUGGCACAGAGGUGGGAGACAGAGUUAUGGAGCCCCCAACAAUCAAGGGAAAAAGCAGAAAAACAAGAAGGAACCCGAGUACUCCCAUUUUUGCGACACGUGUGACCGCGGCUUCAAACACCAGGAGAAGUACGAAGAGCAUGUUUCUCAACACGUCACGUGUUCUGUGCCAGACUGCAGCUUCAUGGCUCAUGAAAAGCUAGUCACCAUCCACUGGAAAAACAACCAUGCACCGGGCGCUAAAAGGAUCAAGCUGGACACACUGGACGAGAUUACGAAAUGGAGAGAGGCGAGGCGCAAAAACUAUCCAACACUUCAGAAUAUGGACAAGAAGAAAAAAGUGAUGGAGGUGCGGGAGGAGACAGGAGCCGUUCUGGAGACGGCUCAGUUUGGGCGGAUGAGAGGCAGAGGGCGGGGUCGAGGUCGUGGCCGUGGCAACAGAGGGUCCCAUGGGCGUCACCCUCAGGACCCUCACCCAUCGGACAGCAGUGCCACAGAGAGACCUCCGCCCCACACCCAGCCGUGCAGGGACUGGGACCCACUGGGAGCGCUGGCCAGCAGCGAUCAUGAUUCCGAUCGAGAGGAGCUGGCCCCUGAGUCCAUGCCGGGUUUCCUGGUUGUGGCUCCUAAACAGAUGAGCUCAGCUCUAGGCUCCCUGGUGGCCAACUACGGCUCCAUGAGUGAAAGUGAUGAGGAACCAGAAGCCACCCCUAUCCAUAGAGCCAAAGACCUUGUGCAAGAAAACCAGGCUUUUCUAAACACAAUACUACAAAAGUCUCAGAACAGAGGACCCUCGGGGGGCCCGGAAACCUCUUCACAGGUUACAGAGGCCCUUCAUACUCCUAACGACAGAAGAGGAAGAGGACGAGGAGGCAGAGGGAGAAGGGGCGGUAGAGGAGGAUACCAAGAUACACUGCAGACGACACGUCCCACUCUACUCGAGAUGUUACUGGCCCCAGAUAUCCGCCACGAGAGGAAUGUCCUCCUACAGUGUGUGCGCUACGUUGUCCGAAACAACUUCUUUGGCCUGGAGAGCAGACCUGAGGACCAGAGGGGGGUAAAGGAUAAAGUCCCACCAGCGAUCUCAGCCGGAGAGCGAGCAGGGAGGCCGGAAAGGUCGUCGGAUAAAGCCACGUCUUGGUUUCCCUCUCUGGUUGGUGCACAGAGAAGUUCAGCAGAAGUUAUUUAUUUGGAGGAGUUAGAAACAGGUAAUGCUGUUCUCGUUGACCAGUAUUUGCAUACGCGCUCAGAACCUUCUCAGGUUCCUCCUGCAGACUCAGCAGCAAGCGCGGAGCCGGUUACAGGACAUUUCAUCCAAAAUGCUGAAGAGACCACUGUGAAAGACGGGCUCUGUUUGACGGGCACAGACGAAAUCAGAUCUACCUCUUAUACUUACGAUGAUGAAGUAUGGGAGAGUCCCGAUUCUGUUAUGUCCGAGCAAAUUACUGAACUGGAUUGAUUAUUUUGUUCUGAAGCAUGAAAGUGAAACCGAAACCUGUCUUUCGAAGGGUGAUGUUAAUACUUUAAGAAAAGUUAUUUUUCAAGGACUAUUAUUUUUGAUGUGAUGUUAGUUUGACUAACUAUAUCCAGUUGUAUUUUUGGUAACAUGGUAAUGAAUAAAUAUUUUUUUGUUCUUAUAAAUUAAAUCGCAAACUAUUCUAGUCGUACAAAUAUUUGUUUACUUAUAUUUUAAGCUUCAUUUCUGGAUCUGUUUAUGAUUUACAACGUGUAUUUUUUUUUUGGUUCGAAAACGAAAGGAAACCCGUGUUAUGCUCUUUUAUUAUAUCAUAUUUGCAGUAACCAAAAUCACAACGUAAACAUUUGUUGAGUAAAGGCCAGAAGAUGAGAUUUUAGACUGCGUUAACGUCACACCAAUGAUACAAACUGUGAAAUAAAUUAUUUUUAGGAAACUCAUCAGCUUUUUGAAUAAUGAUACCAUGUAUUGACACUCGUGGUGUAAAGAACAAUAAAGUCCUCCUUAAUAAGCA
Molecule: messenger RNA, 2491 nt
Organism: Cyclopterus lumpus (lumpfish)
Lineage: Eukaryota; Metazoa; Chordata; Actinopteri; Perciformes; Cyclopteridae
Gene: nufip1
Product: nuclear FMR1 interacting protein 1
Exons: 10
Coding region: 274-1962 (562 amino acids)
Biological process (GO): box C/D snoRNP assembly
Cellular component (GO): nucleus
Molecular function (GO): RNA binding
Source: RefSeq, a predicted model, not a curated record